CUUCGGAAUCGACUACGAGAAGGACAACACUGCGCCCAGCACACCCAGCGCCGACCACCUUCUCGCGCCCCGAACAUCCCCGGAGUAGUCGAGCAUCACCGCAAUCAUGUCUGACGGCGAGGUCGAGGUUGAGCAGGUCCAGGGCUACUCAGUCCUCCCUAAGGAUGUCGUCCAAGAGAUUGGCUCGACCAAGCUGUUCAACAAGUGGAGCUACGAGGACGUAGAGAUCCGCGACAUUUCUCUCACCGACUACAUCCAGAUCCGACAGCCAGUCUACAUCUCGCACUCCGCCGGCCGAUACGCUGUAAAGCGUUUCCGCAAGGCUCAAUGCCCCAUCAUUGAGCGUCUCACCAACUCGCUCAUGAUGAACGGCCGCAACAACGGAAAGAAGCUCAUGGCUGUCCGCAUCGUUGCCCACGCUUUCGAGAUUAUCCACAUCAUGACCGACCAGAACCCCAUCCAGAUCGCCGUCGAUGCCAUCGUCAACUGCGGUCCUCGUGAAGACUCCACCCGUAUCGGAAGCGCCGGUACCGUUCGUCGCCAGGCCGUCGAUGUCUCCCCUCUCCGCCGUGUCAACCAGGCCAUCGCCCUCCUCACCAUUGGCGCCCGUGAGGCCGCUUUCCGCAACAUCAAGAGCAUUGCUGAGUGCUUGGCGGAAGAGCUGAUCAACGCUGCCAAGGGUAGCUCCAACAGCUACGCCAUCAAGAAGAAGGACGAGCUGGAGCGUGUUGCCAAGUCCAACAGAUAAACGUGGGCUUGUGUACCACUGUAUCGCAACUGCAUGGGGUACGAUGGUUGGAGUUAUUACAGCAUGGUCGGAACUCGGUGUUGGUGCGGUUGUAGCCUCCGGAAUGACCUAGAGCAGGAAUGGAGGCAAGAAAGAUAUCAAUGAAUGAUCCAACCUGUCGCAGUGUCUGGCCCUUUUUUCGCGCAGCUUGACACGGAGUGCAUAGGGCUGUAUCUAUCUUACGGCUUCCCACGAAACUACUUCAAAUCAAUGAUGCAAAACG
This is a messenger RNA of Pseudocercospora fijiensis CIRAD86, 1010 nucleotides long. RefSeq lists its product as uncharacterized. Gene Ontology annotation, cellular component: ribosome; cytosolic small ribosomal subunit. NCBI's taxonomy places the organism in Eukaryota, Fungi, Ascomycota, Dothideomycetes, Mycosphaerellales, Mycosphaerellaceae. The record is from RefSeq and is a predicted model, not a curated record. Gene Ontology annotation, biological process: translation; ribosomal small subunit assembly. Gene Ontology annotation, molecular function: mRNA binding; structural constituent of ribosome; rRNA binding. The transcript is spliced from 4 exons. The coding region runs from base 107 to 748 and encodes 213 amino acids.